UAUCCCAGUGGCGUUGCCGCCAAUAAACAACAUUGACGUUAAUUGCUCGCCCUCGAUUAAUUAGUUUAUCGGGAGUUUAUCGAUUUUUUUUAGAAAUUGUUGUUGCUGCCGAUCGAAGGCGCCGCGAGCUGAAGAGGAAUGCCUCGCAGGAAGGUGGAACGCUGCGUCCUGACGCUGAGCCACGUCAGCAGCUCGGAGGGGGACGAGGAGGACGAGGAGGACGAAGAGGAGGAGGAAGAGGAGGAGGAGGAGGACGAGGAAGACGACGAGGUGGAGAUGGAGGUGCUGGCCUCCGAGGCCACGGACUCGGCCGGGGAGGGGAGCGAUGAGAGCAGCUCCGGCGGGCAAGGCCCGCGGCGGUCGGGGAGGCUCGCGCGCUCAACCCGCGGCUCCACGCGAGCCCAGGCCGCCGCCGCCGCCGCUGCCGCCAGCGCCAACAACAGCGCCAACACAACCGGCAACGCCACCAGCGCCGCACCGGGAGAAGCGGGGUGGGAACCGGCGCCGUACCCGACGAGGAGCAGGGGGGGCCACGGCGUCCCCCUGCGCCGGCUCGCCGGCACCUCCGGCACCGCGGGCCUCACCGACGGCGCCCGUGCGACGGGCGGCCUACGGCGCGUGCGCUCCUCCGGCUCCGAGUCGGAGCUCACGGCCACGGAGCACGCCGACCGCGACGAGUCUCCCCCGCGCACCCCCACGGGGAACGCCCCGUCUUCCGACUCGGAGCUGGACGUGUCGAGCGGCCGGCGUCGCGCGCCGCCAGCGGAGACCGCGACCCCGACUCCGGCAGCGAGCGCGGCGGCACCACCGCCACCAGCGGCGGGGCCGGCGCCGGCUCCGCUGCCGGCGGCGCGGGAAAGGCCGCCGCGAGCGCGCCGGCAGGGCCACCAGCGGCAGAGCGGAGAGGACGGGAUGGCGGACGGGAACGCCAAGCCUGACGGCGGCGGCGGCGGCGGCGGAGAUGCAGCCGUGGGUUCGACCCGCGUUCCCCGCGCCAGCUGUCCAACGCCGGGAUGCGACUCUCUCGGUCACCUCGCGGGGAAGUCCGAGCGGCAUUUCUCAACCGUCGCCUGCCCCCUCUACCACAACAUGACCGCCGAGGAGUGCAGGUUGCGAGCAGGGCGGUACGAGAAGGAGCUGGCGGAGCAGGAGCUGGCCGAUCAGCAGGACGAGAAUCGACACACGACCCGGCACGGAGGCCCGACAGAGAAACAGCUGCGCUAUCGAGAAAAGGUCACCGAGCUGCGCAAGAAUCGGAACGCGGGCCCAACAGAGGAGCAGAAACAGAAGUACAUUGAGCACCGGCAGACGCACGCCAUGAGCCGAGAGCCGCUCCUCGACGGGCUGACGUCGCCCUACGACCUGGAGCUGUUCCGGCGAGCGCAGACACGCGCCUGCCUGGACAUGGAGCAGAUGCACCUGCGCGGGGCCGCGUGCGACGGCGACGGAGCGCUGGCGGGGGCGGCCGUGGUGGGCGCCUGUCUCGAGGCCGGCAUCCGCACCAUCGUGUUUGGGCGCUACGAGCUCGACACGUGGUACCACUCGCCCUACCCCGAGGAGUACACGCGCCUGGGCAAGCUCUACGUCUGCGAGUUCUGCCUCAAGUACAUGAAGAGCCCCACCAUCCUGCGCAGGCACAUGGCCAAGUGCGUUUGGAAGCACCCGCCGGGGGAUGAGAUCUACCGGAACGGCAGCGUGUCCGUCUUCGAAGUGGACGGCAAAAAGAACAAGGUGGCGUGGGCGCGCGCGUGCAGAGAUUUCGUAGCCGUUACAGAAAUGUGCUUCACUCAUUUUCAGAGGGGCUGGCCACUUUCGCCGAUAAGACAUCGUCAGCGUGAAGGCCGUCACACCAUUUGAAACCAUUAGCGGUUCGACAGCAGCACGACAAUGAUGAUGAUGAUGGGGGGCGUUUUCACAUUUAUGUAUUGUCGGGGGCCGCACGUCAGGGGCUGCACUAAAAGGCACCAGGUGCUGCCAGUGGCGUGCGGGGUUUGCAAUAAAGAACACUGAGUUAGGGCCAUUUCCCACUUGGCUGUUCUUCACCCGCUAAAUUGUUUACGCACGAAACAAACACCCGCGUACGGGGAACAGCUCGAAAACCAACCACCCAGAUGUCGGUGGCACACAACACCACCGCCCGGGGGAGGUGGUGGAUUAUUUAUACAUUAUCACUACCGCUGUGCUACGCUCGUUUACCCAGCAAAGCGUAACGGAGUCUCAAGGCUCUCAGUACGGUCAAAUAACCCCCCAGGAC
Molecule: messenger RNA, 2254 nt
Organism: Lethenteron reissneri (Far Eastern brook lamprey)
Lineage: Eukaryota; Metazoa; Chordata; Hyperoartia; Petromyzontiformes; Petromyzontidae
Product: histone acetyltransferase KAT7-like
Biological process (GO): regulation of transcription by RNA polymerase II
Cellular component (GO): histone H3-K14 acetyltransferase complex; chromatin; nucleus
Molecular function (GO): zinc ion binding; histone H4 acetyltransferase activity; transcription coregulator activity
Source: RefSeq, a predicted model, not a curated record